Xylaria bambusicola is the source of this 1654-nucleotide messenger RNA. RefSeq lists its product as uncharacterized. The coding region runs from base 276 to 1520 and encodes 414 amino acids. The transcript is spliced from 3 exons. NCBI's taxonomy places the organism in Eukaryota, Fungi, Ascomycota, Sordariomycetes, Xylariales, Xylariaceae. The record is from RefSeq and is a predicted model, not a curated record.
AAAAAGACAAUAAUUUCACACCGAGUCUUGAAGCUCAUCAUUCCUGGUCCGAUAUCAUUUUCAACUCGUUCAUCUCCAAUAUCGUUGUUGUCCUUGGCUGCCUGAAUCCAUAAGCCUGCAGCGCGAACCAUUCAUCUAGGCAGCCAGCGUUACUACAGACAUCUGACUCAGACUUUUGGAUCUUGUGCUACCUCCUGGAAACACCUAGCUAAAACCUCGCCAUUUUAGACUUAGACCAUAGACGAAAAACUCAUAACGUUCCCUGUGAGCAGACUAUGGCGAUCGAUAUUGAAGCACCAGAGUCUGAUGACUGGUUUAACCUAUACGAACGCCUCGAGACGGCAGAGAUCAACCCUCAGCUGUCUUCCCCCUUCUACAACGGCCGCAUCCCGGCCGAGAUCAGGACUCUCAUAUUUGAAUUCGCAGUCACCGAGUUUCCAUCUCCCUGUGCCAGGACUGUCAAACCCAUCACUUGGGUCCAACAUUCACACGAGCCAGCACCUAUCCCAGCAACUCCCAACCCUUCAGCGGUCGGGAAUGUCAUCGAACGGGUUAGAAGUCGCAUAUCAGGGGUGAUUCGUCCACCUGGGGUGAUGCGUCCACGUCGUGGCAUGCUCCCAUUAGCGGUGUCUCAUACCCCACAGCCGAAAGAUGGCUUUGACUGGCUUCGUUUUGAUAACACCGAGCCUAUGGAGGUCGCUACUGCGCUACUGCUAACCUGCCGACGAGUCUACCUUGAAACCCAUAACCUACCGCUGCUACAGACACAGCAGCGAUUUUAUUGUCGUCGCGGGCCCCCAUGCCGUAGCGAUGGCUCAGAGGGCCCGCGAUCGAACAUAGAGGGGUUCAUCACGAACUUGCUGAGUGACCCCUCGCCCGUGCCGGGCAUAAAACAAAAAGAUCUAGUACGAUCUGUGCGCCUAUUCAUACAACAAUACUGGCUUGAAGAUAGAUUGCUGCAUUUAGUGCUGUCUGAUAACUGGUUUGCUAAUCUUGAACACCUCCGCAUCACGCUGCGUCGCGGCGACUGGUGGGACUGGGAGUCGAACGCGACUCUCAGGAUCAACCCUUUCAAAGGCAACUGUUGCCAUGCUCACACGAUUCGUCUCAUGCAUCAGGACAUGGCGACAGAGAACGGAAAUGUCGAAUUCUCAGUGGGGGCAUGGGGAAGGGCAUUUUCUCACAUGUCGAAGUUGAAAACUUUAACCAUCGACUUCGAGACGUCCGAAGACAAGAGAGAGGAGAUGGAAACUCUGGUUACUUGGGCUCUGAAGUGGCGAUUUCCCCUGUCCAGUAGCAGGUAUCUUUCUACGGGUGGUCAGCCAGCUGAUAAAAUAAGUUGGCGCGGCCUCCCCCACCACUUCAGUCACCAGUGUGUGUCGGGCUGUCGUCGUACACAGUAUCGCACCCCCGAAGAAGAAUGUCCAAAAUGUAGCGAGACGAGGCAAUUGAUUUCUCAGGGAUAUGGGCCACAGCUACUGGUCUGGACGUGCGUCUGGAAACCGGUUCAGGGUGACUAGGUUGAAGAAUCCAUUCCGAAUUUCCAUAUCCCCUUACCAAAGGGGCAGAUUUUAGCUCAUACUCUUCCUAUACACCUGGAAGUAUAAUGAAAUGUAACUUUCUAAGACAGAUACAGUCAAGCUGUAGUCAUCAC